UUUCGACUUUAGACUAUUUUAGACUAUUAUAGCAGGUAAGUAGCCUCUUUUGUACAUUUUCAACUUUUGUCAUCACAUCAAACAUGAGUUAUACACAAAUAGCAUACAAAACUCAUAUUAAGGGGUAAAUUGACCUACAUGAACAUAUUGCACAUAAUUGAACUCCAAAUUGUACUUGAUAAUAUAUAUGCUAGUUUACUAAUUAGUCAAAUUGUGCACGCAUCCAAAUAGUCAAAAGUCGCAAUUGUUACACUUUCCUUGCUCGAAUUUUCUUCUAACCAUUUUAGUAGUUUCGUGGCACAAUGGGUAUUUAGUACAACUAAUCUGGUUUCCUUGGAUCUUUCUUGGUGUAAUUUUCAUAGCCUAAUUCAUGGCAAUAUCAAUGGCUUCCGUAACUUGACUUCUCUGAAGUUGCUGCAUGUUUCUAGAAACGAUUUUAUGAAUUCUUCAUUAGUUUUUAAAGGCCUAUCUAGUAAUCUUGUGUCUUUAAAGAUCAGUUAUUGUGGUGUUUCAAGUGCAGCUCUGGAUUCACUUCACAACUUAACCUCCCUUCGUAGCCUUGACAUGAGAGCAAAUGAACUUACUAAGAGAAUACCUAAAUCAUUUGUUAACCUAUGUAAUUUGAGAGAUAUUGAUUUUUCGUUCAACGAUUUUAGUAAUAUUAGUUUAAAUGAUCUUCUUGGAGGUUUGCUCGACUGCGAAUCACAUAUUGGUCGAUCUUCACUCUUAGAGGAGUUAGAUAUUAGUCAAACCAAUAUUUCUGGUACGAUUCCGAAUUUCAUUGGGCAGUUAACUUCUAUGAAAAGAUUACUACUCUAUGGGAAUAGAAUUUUUGGUUCUAUUCCACAAUGGAUUGGACGUUUAUCAUCAUUGGAGGAGUUACAUCUUUCAGAUAACCUUCUGGAUGGUAGCCUUCCUCAUAGCCUUGGUAAUCUUUCGAAGUUAGAAGAGUUAACUUUUUCUAACAAUUUGUUGAUCGGUUUUGUAUCAGAGGCUCACUUUGCCAAACUAGCGAGUUUGAUAUAUCUAACUGGAAAAGGUAACGACUUAACCCUACUAUCGAAACUUGUUAAUUGGGUUCCCCCCGUUCCAGUUGCAGGUCUUGGACUUAAGUUCUUGGAGUUUAGGGCCUCACUUUCCAUGGUGGUUGCAAUCACAAACGCAUCUAACAGGGAGUUUAGGUACAUAAGAAACACAUGCAUUUCUUCAUCCAUGCCUGUGUCGUUUUGGAAAUCAUUCCCUAAUCUAAUGAUUUUAGAUAUGUCGCAUAAUCGGAUCCAGGGAGCGUUGUUAGAUAUCCCUGCAACAAUUAUGAUACUAGACCUAAGUUUUAAUGAGUUUAGCGGGGAAUUACCUAAAUUGUCAAAUGGUUCAUUUAUGUGGAUGUUGGAUCUCUCGAGUAAUUUUUUUUUGGGAUCGGUACAACGUAUAUUGUGUUCCAAUAGUGUAGAAAAGUACUCAGAUCGUAUAGUCAUAAAUGUUCUUAAUUUGGGAAACAAUCAUUUGUCUGGUAUCAUCCCUGAGUGUUGGGACAAAUGGCAGGAGUUGUGGUAUUUAAACUUGGAGAAUAAUCGUUUGUCUAGUGAGAUUCCAGGAACAAUGGGCUCUUUACGUCAGUUACGGUCACUAAGCAUGCGUGGGAACAAGCUCUCAGGAAGAUUACCUGUUUCUCUGAUGAACUUGGAAAGUUUGGUGGUCCUUUAAAUUGGUAGGAAUGAACUUGAAGGAAGCAUUCCAAAAUGGACUGAGGUUCAUGGUAGUGAUUCAUUGGUGAUGAAAGGACGAGAAGACACAUAUGACACUAUUCUUGGACUGGUGACGUUGUUGGACCUUUCAAGUAAUAAUCUUGUUGGGCACAUUUCAAGUGAACUAAUGGCUUUGAGGGGUUGAAGUCUUUGAACUUAUCAAGAAAUAAAUUAACUGGAACGAUCCCGGAGAACAUUGGAGACAUGAAAUCUCUUGAAACUUUUGAUGUAUCACUAAACAAGUUUUCAGGAAGCUUCCUAUGAGCCUCUCAAACUUGACUUCUUUGAAUAGCUUCAAUGUGUCUUACAACCAAUUGAUAGGAAGAGUUCCUUCAAGUACCCAACUUCAGAGCUUCAGUGAGUCCAGCUUCUUUGGCAACAAACUUUGUGGACAUCCACUCUCUGAUCGUUGCAUACCAACUGAAGUACCCAAUGAAGAAGUUCUAAAAGACGACGAUGCACAUGGAGCUGGAGAUUGGGGGUUGAUUAUUAGCAUUACGCUUGGAUUGAUUGUUGGUUUUUGGCUCAUUGUGGCUCCUUUGAUGGUUAGCAGAACAUGGAGGAUCGUAUACUUUGCUUUCUUGAGUGAGCUGGGGUAUAUGGUUUACAAUGUUUUCUGUAAGUACGUAUGAAGGCAACCAGUUUUGUAAAUGAUUAAAAGUGUUUCGUGGUUGCUUAGUAUGUUUUUAAACUUGUAUUGUUAAUCAUAUAGGUAUUACCUUACUAAAGUUUCAAGCAUAUAUCGCCAACGUCUGUAUCAUAAACUCAUUGUCCGGAACUUGCAGGUAGAUCACUGGUGGAAAAGGAUCAAGAGGUUUGAUAUAUUCA
Molecule: messenger RNA, 2573 nt
Organism: Erigeron canadensis
Lineage: Eukaryota; Viridiplantae; Streptophyta; Magnoliopsida; Asterales; Asteraceae
Product: receptor-like protein EIX2
Exons: 2
Coding region: 439-1704 (421 amino acids)
Molecular function (GO): protein binding
Source: RefSeq, a predicted model, not a curated record